CCGAUCCCAUUGGCCAGCGGGUCUCUUGUAAUGUCAAGCUAGCUCUGUAAACAGAUGAAUCACACGGUGCUUUGCCGGAGCGGGUCGAUAGCAUAACAAGCGAGAGUGCAAGUAAACUAGAGCAGGGAAAAAGUUGACGGGUUUCUUAUUGUCUCACCGCUGUCGUGCAAGCAAAGACAGACGCCGUGGAGACAGCAUAACGAUUAGCAGACCCGGGUACAGUUCGCAGAAAGAAAGCGGAGAGCUGGAUCAUGCUUCGAUCAAGAGGGGUUCGGUUACCGGUGCAGCUACAACAAGCGAGCACUGUUGGUGCGUCGGUGAAUAUUUUGGGGUGUAACAUUCUUGGAAAUCCAGGUGCUAGUACUAACCGUAGUACGAGAACAAGAAAGCAGGUCAAUGCUGCUGCUACCCGACCAUUGCAUAAUUCUGCAAAGCCAGCUUUCCCUGGGAUUAAUGCACGGCAGGGUGGUUGGGAAGCUACAAACGCGAAAAGUAUUCGCAGUCCAUUACCGUGGACUGUUUUACCGAAUACCGAAGGGGCAGGCAAGGCGAUGCUAUUUAAAACAGAUCCGACUUCCGAGGAUUACAAGAGCAAAUAUGCAAACUGGAUUAAUCCUCUGCCUUGGGAAGAAAGUUUGUCCGCAGCGGGAAACGUGUUUAAUGAGACCGCAGCGGGGCUGCCGAGCCGCCAGUUCCACGGUAAUAAAGCGAAGGGGUUGCCGAUUCUCUGGGCGCUUUCUCCUGCCGGAGCUGCGGGGUGUAACCGGUUCGGAGGCGCUGAUCUGUCGCCGGCGCUGAGCUCCAAGAACAGGCGCCUUUAUCUUUUCACUCCAGUGGCAGGGAGGCUCCAAAUGCGGGCGUGUUUCUGUACUUCAUCCGCCAGCCAACAAGAGAUAAAAACAACCGCCGACCAAGGUUCAAGAUCAAUCAAGGCGGAGAGCAGUGAUUCCAGAGUGGGUGCCGCAGAACAGGAAAGAGAGGAAAACAGGAAACCCAGCAAAUCCCAGCAGCUGAAGAAGGUCUUCAAGGAAUACGGAGCGGUCGGAGUCUCGUUCCACAUCGGAAUCUCCUUGAUGUCGCUGGGGAUAGUUUACCUGGCCAUUUCCAGUGGCAUUGACAUGACAGCUCUGCUCUUCAAGGUGGGAUUCAGCGAGGCCAUGGUCCAGUCCAAGAUUGCUGCCGGCACCAGUACGUUCGUGCUGGCCUACGCCGUUCACAAAUUAUUUGCCCCAGUCCGCAUCAGCAUCACGCUGGUCUCGGUGCCCUUCAUUGUGCGCUACUUCCGAAAAGUGGGUCUUUUCAAGCCCCCCGUCUCCAGCCCCUGAAUACAUACCCACCUGGGCUCCACAGUUGCUGUUGCUGCACUGCAUUCUGGGCGUGAUGUCAUCACAGCUGCUCAAGCUAAAGUGGUGCUGCUGGGAGUUUGUUCCUGGCCCAGCCUGUAAAAGCAACUCGCCACAAACUCUCAGUUGGACUUUUUCUGCUCUCAUUAUUUUUAAAAAGGUAGGGCUUAACCACCAAGCUAAAGAGAAUCUGCCGUCAUAACUGCUUUUGAAUAGUACUUAUUAGUGGAGUUUGAAUUACAAGUUACCCAUGUCAUUUCAAAAGGUGUUUUACCCCCAGCUGCCCAGUCCGUUACUGCUGUACAUCAGGUGUCCUUCAUCAGUAAAUACAAUGGCAUCCUCGGUUUACAGACAGGAGUGAGCUGUGGUCAACAGGUGGGGGAAUACAAUACAUUUAAAACACAGCAAGCAAAUAGCAACCCUGCAGCGUUUACAAUAGGACCGCUUACUGCUCUCCCCCUACACAGCAACCGAUGAAUCCGGUCCUUGACUCUGCACAGGGGAAAGAGACCUGAAAGAUGCCAUACCUCAGUUGCUUGCUGAAAGCCAUCUGGAACAGACUGCAAAAGGAAAGAAGCAUUUACAAUCAUAUGAAUCUACCCCAGCCUCUGCAAUGAAACACACUCAAGCCCACACUUUUAAAUGGGGUGUUAGAACACUUUAAUUAUUUAACAGUGGGGUAGUAGUCUGAAUCCGAUACCAGCGCCAAAAUCUCUGGGAAUAUUUAUGUUUUAAGACAGGAAAGCCCACAGAAGCCAUGUCUCCUGCCAGUAAGCUAAGAUGAGAGAUGGAAAAGGCUUUUUUCUAUAUAUAUAAAAGCUAAAGGCUAGCAUCCUGAAUUGCUAAGGAGACAUCUUGUUUUUCAGUCUGUAUUUGUUGUCCUAAAGCCAUAUACAGUAAUAGAGAUGAUAAUUAUUAAAAGAAAAUCACAACUGUGAA
Acipenser ruthenus (sterlet) is the source of this 2282-nucleotide messenger RNA. RefSeq lists its product as uncharacterized. Lineage: Eukaryota; Metazoa; Chordata; Actinopteri; Acipenseriformes; Acipenseridae. The record is from RefSeq and is a predicted model, not a curated record. Gene Ontology annotation, cellular component: mitochondrion. Bases 252 to 1325 code for a protein of 357 amino acids. The transcript has 3 exons.